AUGGGCGCCCCGUGGCUCAGCCACAGGUGGAUCACGACCGCUGAGCAGCCCAAGUUGGCGAAGUUGGCGCCUCUUGACAGCGCUGUUGCACCUUGUUCUCCCCUGCUGUCCCCUGUAAUUGCGUCCAAUCCUGUGGCUCCGCCUGCGCCGCCUCGUUGGCCAUUUUCGCCGCCCAACGUGCGCACGUCUUCGUCAACGUUUUGUCGUCUCUUCUUCUCUGUCUUUCCCCCCAAAAGUCUCGCUCACCAUCGAUUCUCCCCCCUCCCUUCUCUGGCCGCUAGCAUCAUCAUCCGCACACUCAUCCUCAUUGAAUUUCCUCGCCGCAGCUGCCGAAUUAGCAACAUCCGAGCUCUCGUCCGCGAGGCCGAGCCUCGUGCAACGCCAUCCUGUCUCUUCUCCUUCGUCAGCUCCGACCGUAUAUGUCUGUCCUGUGUGCACCGCCUCGCAUCAUCACCGCCAUUCACCCCAGCCGCCCCUGUGGCUUGCCUUGACGAGCGUCCUUUCGUGCCACCAACUCUCGAUUCGGAUAUAUAUUCCUUCUUUCGUCCAACAAGCAACGUCAACACAUCGGCUGCCGACCAGCGUCUGCCACGCAAGGCAUCGCCCGUCCACGGCACCCGGGCCACUGCCGAAAUGCCCUCAUAUCUCACUGACGACAACGCGCCAGUAGAUUCCCCACAUCUUGACUUUCUCCAGUUCAGCCACGACGACAAGUUUGCCCUCGCCUCAGACAAGGUUGCGCCCGACACCCAUGUCCUCGACCGCCCAAGGCCUGAUAAUACAGCAGAGAGCUUCGAUGAGAGUUUAAUCUCUACGCACGACUCUGACACAUCUGGCACGCGUGCGAUGAUGCUCAACGAAAAUGGCAAUGGCACUCGACCAACGAGCAUGAACUCGUAUACGAAUGACGACGGGCGCGACACACAUCCCAUUGCCCCCAAUGGCCUCGCUAAUGGCAAAAUCUCUCUUCCUGACCGAACUACACUUCAAUCAUCCACCCCAAAUGGCCAUCAUGUACAAAAUGGCUCCGCCAAGCAAUCGACCCAAAUACCCUCCGCUCCUCUCCACCAACCGCCAAACCCUCCCAACCAUGCUCCAAGUGCCGCGCCAAGCCACGACGAACAACCCCCCGUACCUGUCGAGAAGGACUUUCCUCCAGUCGCCUCACCUAGUCUCACCGACGUGAGCCAUGGCGCCCAGCCGAGUUCUCCAAAACCUACUACCCACCGCUUCUCCUCUCCUCCUGCCUACCAACCCGGUAAUACCUCGCUGAAUUCAUCUCCCUCCGGACAUCUUCUUCCACCAGCUCCACCGCCGAUUUUGAAGCAACGACAUACGCUCGAGGUUCCCAAAUCCAGCCGGCCUUCUAAAGAUGGGCAGGACGCGGCCUUGGCGACUGGCAGGUUCUCGCCAACAUCCGCUGUAUCUGGGGCACGACGUGCCUCCAUGAACCUGGGCCGUAGAGCGACACGUUCAGGAAUAUCGGACAUGCCCCGCGACGAGAUAGCUCUGGACGAAGACGCCGCUAGGUGGGCCGAGGCCAUUCGCCAGAAGCGAGCUAGCAAGCGCAGGCGCAAAGAGGAGGAAGACGAUGAUCGAGUUCUUGUCGGCACAAAAGUCGAUGAGAGCCAUGCCAACUGGGUCACUGCCUACAACAUGUUAACUGGAAUCCGCGUCUCCGUUUCCAGAACAAACGCAAAGCUCGAUCGCGAGCUUACAGACGCCGACUUUGAAGCCAAGCAAAAGUCGACUUUCGAUAUCACCGGAAACGAGCUGGUACCCUCGGCCAAGUAUGAUUUCAAAUUCAAAGAUUACGCCCCUUGGGUUUUCCGGCGUCUACGCGCUCUCUUCCGUCUCGACCCUGCCGACUACCUCAUGUCUCUCACUGGCAAGUACAUCUUGUCAGAGCUGGGCUCGCCCGGCAAGAGUGGCAGCUUUUUCUACUUUUCUAGAGACUACAAGUACAUCAUUAAAACGAUUCAUCACUCCGAACAUAAGUUUUUGAGGAAAAUCCUUAAAGAUUACUAUACUCACGUUCAGCAAAACCCCAACACUCUGCUUUCUCAGUUCUACGGACUACACCGCGUCAAGAUGCCCUACGGCAAGAAGAUUCACUUUGUCGUGAUGAAUAAUCUCUUUCCGCCGCAUCGUGAUAUUCACACCACAUUCGAUUUGAAGGGAUCGACGGUCGGCCGCAACUACAAAGAGGAGGACUUGGAGCAGAACCCAAGAGCCACCUUGAAAGACCUCAACUGGCUGCGCAGGAAACGAAACCUGGAACUAGGUAUUCAGAAAAAGCGACUUUUUUUGGAACAACUACGCGCCGAUGUGGUGCUAUUGAAGCGCCUCCAAAUUAUGGACUAUUCUCUGCUCGUUGGUAUCCACGACGUGUCUCGUGGUAACGAUGAGAACCUGCGUGGCAAGACCCUCCAAGUGUUCAACCCAGGCCGCGAAAAGUCGACAGAAGAGGAGCCGCCAAUGCCCCUGCACCGAACCCCAUCCAAGCUUGAGACGGCCCGCAAGGCCCGCGAACUUCGCCAGAUGAUCCGACAAGAGCGUCCCAUCCCUAUGGGCCAAGCUAUUGACAAAAUGCCCGAUGAGCUCGGCGUAGGCCACAGUCGUCCAGGAUUUGUUUUCAAUCAAGACGACGGCGGCUUUCAAGCCACUCGCGAGAAUAACGAUCCCGCUGAUGAGAUUUACUACCUUGGUGUCAUUGAUUGCCUUACCCACUAUGGUAUCAUCAAGAAGAUUGAGCAUUUUUGGAAGGGCCUUUCCAGCGAUAGGACGCAAAUCUCUGCUCUGCCGCCAGACCAAUACGGCGAUCGCUUCUACAACUUUGUAGAGGGGAUUACCAUGUCGAGCGAGCAGGCACAUAGAGAGGAGAUUCGACGCGAGCAAGAGGCCAUGGACGCCCGUCAAUCGGGCGAGACGCGGGCCGGGAAGACUAGGCACUCGAUCCCGCCCAUGCCAACGCAUCUUCCACCGGUGCCACCUGGCGCUCCUGAACACCAAGCACCCAAGGAUACGGUAGACAUGGCGACUAAGGAGGCACAAAAGUCGACCUCUGAUUAUCCGCCAGAGCGAACGAUCAAGACUAUGUCUGUUCCCGCAGAAAACCGCAACUCGGCGCAACAUGAACGCAUCUUGCCCGUGGUGGAAGAGCUUGGCGAAAGCAGCCGCGACGACAAUGAACAUGGUAGAAUCAAUGGCAUGUUAGAGCCGACACGAGCCGCUCCUUUACCACCCGCCAAGGACGACGGCUACGAGGAUCUCGACCGAACACGCACAUAUAGCCGCGGCAGCCUAGACAAGAAGCUACCGCCUCUGCCCAAGGAAGCUGCGGAUCCACGAAACGGGUCGGCAUAG
This is a messenger RNA of Cordyceps militaris CM01, 3366 nucleotides long. Its product is annotated as phosphatidylinositol-4-phosphate 5-kinase its3. Gene Ontology annotation, biological process: phosphatidylinositol metabolic process. Bases 1 to 3366 code for a protein of 1121 amino acids. The transcript has 4 exons. Lineage: Eukaryota; Fungi; Ascomycota; Sordariomycetes; Hypocreales; Cordycipitaceae. The record is from RefSeq and is a predicted model, not a curated record. Gene Ontology annotation, molecular function: phosphatidylinositol kinase activity.